CGCGCACCCAUUGACGCGCCAUGUUUAAUUCUCCCUAGGGAAACAAGUGCUCACAGAGAGAUAGCAGCUGCCGGUUACUUUCCCCGUCUCUGGGGAACUCUCCAAAAAUUAAUCUUCAGUUUCUUGAUACCAAAUACCAGCAUCAAUUGGAAAUCAGAUAGAUUUACCAUCCUGGAGAAAAGACCUCAUCUGGGUAAAUUCCAACUUGGAUGUGCGGUAAAUUCUGAGUCUCCGAGGAGAUCUUGGAUGUGACUGUGGAGGGUUUUGGUUUCUUUAAAUCCUCUAGAUUCUUACCUUGUUUAAAAUCCGUGCAAAAGGGUUUUCUUUUGAUGCCAUUUUGAUGGCGAAACGACCCGAAUCAUCGGUUGGAUACUCUGCCACUAUACCACCUCCUCAGCAAGGCACUGUUCAGUCACCAAUUUUUAGUCCUCCCCCAUUCCCAACAACAACAACAGGUCCUAUAUUUCCUCCACCACCAAUUGUACAACCAAACCAGAUUCCUUCUCCGUCCAUUAAGACACCUAAUUUACCAUCACCUGCUAAUGGAGUUAGAACUGGAAGCCCUGCUCCUCAUUUGAGUACCCCACCUGGUCCUCCUGUGUUUUCGUCACCGCUCCAACCUGCUGCUGUUCCGUUCAGAACUUCUCCAGCCACCCCGCAGCCUGUUGCCUAUUCCUCUGCUUCGUCUCUCCCCACGUCAUCACCUCCCCAGUUCUCGAAUGGCUCUGUUGAUCUGCAUCACCAGAGUUCUGAUGCUACUGAAGAUUGGACACCUGCUACGGAAUCUCCAAACGUUCUCUUCUCAGCUCACAAGGUGUUGAAGCAGAAAAAACUUGCAAAUAUUCCAAGUCUAGGCUUUGGGGCAUUAGUUUCCUCCGGAAGGGAGAUGUCACCUGGUCCUCAAAUGAUACAACGUGAUCCCCAUCGUUGCCAUAAUUGUGGAGCAUAUGCAAAUCAUUAUAGCAACAUUUUACCUGGCUCAGGGCAGUGGCAGUGUGUAAUAUGUCGUGAUCUCAACGGAAGUGAAGGGGACUAUGUAGCUUCCAGCAAGGAAGAACUUCGCAAUGUGCCGGAACUAUCAUUACCUUCAGUUGAUUAUGUCCAGACAGGGAAUAAGAGGCCUGGUUUUUUCCCAGUGUCUGAUUCCAGAGUUUCAGCACCAGUUGUUCUUGUAAUAGAUGAGUGUUUAGAUGAACCUCAUCUCCAGCAUCUUCAGAGUUCUUUGCACGCUUUUGUGGAUUCAUUGCCUCCAACUACAAGACUCGGGAUUGUCACGUAUGGCAGCACCGUUUCAGUUUAUGAUUUUUCAGAAGAAUCUGUGGCAUCAGCUGAUGUAUUUCCUGGUAACAAAUCACCGGAUCAGGAGUCCUUGAAAGCAUUGAUUUAUGGGACCGGGAUAUACUUGUCUCCUAUGCACGCAUCUCUCCCUGUCGCACACUCAAUAUUCUCAUCAUUUAGGCCAUACAAACUUGAUAUUGCAGAAGCUUCUAGAGACCGUUGCCUGGGUACAGCAGUUGAAGUUGCUUCGGCAAUUAUUCAAGGUCCAUCAGCAGAAAUGUCACAGGGUGUUGUUAAAAGGUCCGGCGGAAACAGCAGAAUUAUUGUUUGUGCUGGUGGACCAAAUACAUGUGGCCCUGGUUCGGUUCCGUAUUCUUUCUCUCAUCCUAACUAUGCUCAUAUGGAGAAAAUUGCAUUGAAGUGGAUGGAAACCCUAGGUCGUGAGGCGUUUAGGAAGAACACAGUUAUCGAUAUAUUAUGUGCAGGCACAUGUCCGGUAAGAGUGCCUGUCCUGCAGCCUCUUGCAAAAGCCUCUGGGGGUGUACUUAUUCUCCACGAUGACUUUGGAGAGGCUUUUGGUGUGAACUUGCAGAGAGCAUCUGGGAGAGCUGCAGGUUCACAUGGUUUACUGGAGGUCCGCUGUUCUGAGGAUAUUUUUGUUAGUCAAGUUAUAGGCCCCGGCGAAGAGGCGCAUGUGGACAGCAACGGAACUUUUAAAAACGACGAUGCUCUUGUCAUACAAAUGCUAAGCGUCGAAGAAACACAGUGUUUUGCAUUAUCCAUGGAAACCAAAAGAGACAUUAAGCGCGAUUUUGUGUAUUUCCAGUUUGCCUUUAAGUUUUCUGAUGUCUACCAAUCAGAUAUCACGAGAGUCAUCACUGUUAGAUUGCCUACUGUGGACAGUGUUUCAUCAUAUCUUGAGAGUGUUCAAGAUGAAGUGGCUGCUGUUCUUAUUUCCAAGAGGACACUUUUAAGAGCCAAGUAUGCCAAUGAUGCACUUGAUAUGCGAGUCACGGUUGAUGAAAGAAUCAAAGAUAUCACAAGCAAGUUUGGUUCUCAAAUGCCCAAAUCAAAACUCUAUCGGUUUCCUAGGGAGCUCUCUGUGUUACCAGAACUCUUAUUCCAUCUUAGAAGAGGGCCACUUCUGGGAAGCAUUCUUGGUCAUGAAGAUGAGAGAUCUGUGUUGCGAAACUUGUUUCUGAAUGCAGGGUUUGAUUUGUCCCUCCGAAUGGUGGCUCCUCGCUGUCUGAUGCAUAGACAAGGUGGCACCUUUGAGGAACUACCUGCUUAUGACCUUGCUAUGCAAUCUGAUGCAGCAGUUGUUCUUGAUCAUGGCACUGAUGUCUUCAUUUGGUUGGGUGCGGAACUUGACUCUCAGGAGGGUAAAGGUGCAGCAGCAUUGGCAGCUUGCAGAACUUUAGCUGAAGAGCUCACAGAAGUGCGCUUUCCAGCUCCUCGGAUUCUUGCAUUCAAGGAAGGGAGUUCUCAGGCUCGAUAUUUUGUUUCCCGGCUGAUACCAGCACACAAGGAUCCCCCUUAUGAACAGGAAGCAAGAUUUCCACAGCUACGGACGUUGACUGCUGAACAGAGAACGAAGUUGAAAAGCAGUUUCCUUUACUUCGAUGAUCCUAGUUUCUGCGAAUGGAUGCGGAGUUUGAAAGUCUUGCCACCUGAGCCAAGUUAAGAGUCCUAAUAAACGUUCAUCGGCAAAUCUUCAAGGAGCAAGUUCCAGGGAGUUGCAUUCGGAUGUACCAUCGAGUUUAAUGGUAUAGACACUUUGUUGGGUCGUGGAUGACAGCCUCCAUCUCUUAAUUUUCUGCUGAUUCCUGGCUAUCAUGCCAGGAAAUGAACUCUUCCAUUGUGAUUGCUUUCUGUAUGGUGGAGUCUAAGGGACUGAAUUCUUUUGAAAUAAAAAUUUCCUAUUACAUCUACUUGAGAUUCUUUUUCCGUAUAGGGAAGCAAAAGGAUAUGAAUUUUGAGUGAUUUGUAACGACAUAGAUCAAGCUUGCGACUUGCUUAGCAGUUAUUACACAGUCGAUGUUAUGAAUUGGUCAAUUCUCUAUAGACAUCAAUGAAGCAUUUUUUAAAGUCCA
This is a messenger RNA of Nicotiana tabacum (common tobacco), 3371 nucleotides long. Its product is annotated as protein transport protein SEC23 A. Lineage: Eukaryota; Viridiplantae; Streptophyta; Magnoliopsida; Solanales; Solanaceae. Gene Ontology annotation, cellular component: endoplasmic reticulum exit site; COPII vesicle coat. The record is from RefSeq and is a predicted model, not a curated record. Gene Ontology annotation, biological process: COPII-coated vesicle cargo loading; endoplasmic reticulum to Golgi vesicle-mediated transport; intracellular protein transport. Gene Ontology annotation, molecular function: zinc ion binding; GTPase activator activity.